Sorex fumeus (smoky shrew) is the source of this 755-nucleotide messenger RNA. RefSeq lists its product as uncharacterized. Lineage: Eukaryota; Metazoa; Chordata; Mammalia; Eulipotyphla; Soricidae. The record is from RefSeq and is a predicted model, not a curated record. The transcript has 3 exons. The coding region runs from base 1 to 672 and encodes 223 amino acids.
AUGUUAUGUGAACGUGAAAUCAAGCGUGCACCCCGCGGAGGAUGCUCGCACUUACAGAACCCAACAACAGCCGUGCGUUUUGAGAGAAGACAAGAGACCUUUUCAAACAAACAAGGACGUCAAGGAACCAAGCGACAGCAAUUGGCCGACCACGGAGAGACGACAGAAGGGGGAAAAAAAAAAUCAAAAGUUAGGUCAAGUUUUCUAGUCAACGUUUACCGGCUGCGUUUCCAGCUUUUUCCGUCUGGCUCCUUCAGCGCAGGGUCUCCGGGGCCGAGAGGGAGGCGCGCGGACUCGCGGGCACUUUUUUUCUCCCCCCCCUCACGCAGCUUCAAAUCCCGAGGCGCCUCGCACUCAGAUUUUCAACAAGUGGUGGUGGGGAAACAGUUCCUGGGCUUGCAACCCGUUUUCCCUGCGGUGCCGGGAAGACCCGCCGCCGCCGCCGCCGCCGCCGCCGUCGCCGCCGCCGCCGCCGCCGCCGCCGCCGUCGCCCGAUCGAGCCCCGCGGCGGCCUCCGUGUCCCCCGCCGCGCCCCGUCCUCCUGCGCCGCCUCUGGCGAAGCUCGUAGGCGGUCCCCAGCAACCGCCGAGCAGCCUUGACCAACGGAUCGCGGAGCUAGCAAACGGAUGGCUGCUUCGGCCAAUGGCUAAGGAAGGGCGGGCGUCUCUCUGAGUGGCGGCUGGCGUGCGCCAAUGGUAGCUGGGGGCGUGGGUGGGAGGAGCCGGAAGUGGAGCCAGGCGAGCGGCCCCUGUCCG